AUCAUCAGUCCUUUCCACGCCGACCGGCUGUAACGUUCGGACGCAGUGCAUCAGUGUCAGUGUCAGCGUGUGUGUGUGUUUCAGUGUAUAACCGUCUUCGCGUCAAAAUAUAUGUGCGGCACGGCCAACCAGAUGCCCGGGUACGGCGGCGACGUCGUCGCCCCCCAAAGGGUCGACACGGUCGCGUACCAGUACCUGCAGGCCAAAGAGCUGCCGGCGGCGACGGCCACCGCCGAACUCAUCCAACAUUUCAGCCGUCGCGCCAGCGAACUGGACACCGCAGGUGUUCAAAAGCCCGAUGACGUGCUCACCGCCGUCACUGCAGCCUCCAAGAAAGCGUUCGACCGGUGCUCAGAGUUAGUGAGCAGCUUACAGAAGUCGUCCGUUUACAAAAUUUUGUUUUUCACCCAACCAGCCCACGUCAUCAUGAUCCUGGCCGUCACUCUGGUGGCUGCGUCCAUGUUCCCCAACGUGAAGAAAUCCACCUCGCUGCACGUGGACGCCAACGGUAACGACGUUAAACCCAGGACUUUCGUCAACUUUGUCUACCUGGCGGCUUUUUGCACCCACGUGGGAGCCCAGUUCUGGAUGACGUUCAUUUCCGGACUUAGCUUGUACUUCAACUUGGCCAGACACGCGUUCGGCGACGUGCAGAAAAUCUUGUUCCCCAAGUACUUUUCGUUGAACAGCCUGCUCAGUGCCAUCACGCUCAUCCAGUUCGGUAAAAUUCACGUGGCGUCCAACGUGUGGGACAUGCACACUUACCUACAGGUUUUCGUGUUGAGCCUGUGCUUCCUGUUGGAGCUGAUGAUCCGACUCUACGUGGUGCCUCCUCUGUUGCGCCUCAUCACCAUCAAAAUGGCCAUCGAAAAGUCGGCGGGCGUCGGCCACGAGGUGGGCCACUACGACAUCGGGCCACUGGUCGACUGCCCACACUACAUGGCCAUACACAGGUCUUUUCGGCAAGUGCAUUUGUGCGUGGCAAUCGGCAACGUCGUAUCCAUGAUGUGCACCGCGUUCCAUCUGAUGUACAUUGCUGCCUAACGCAUUGGCAAACAAUACAAAAUAAAAAACAAUUAACACCACCGACGCUUUUUUAUGCACAUUUAUAAUUAUAAUUAUAUAAUAUCAUUUUUUUUCUAUUCUCUAGUCAACAGCCUGAGAAUUUUUAAUGUUAAAAAACGAAUAAAAAUCUACAAAUUUCGAAACGUGUAAGAAGAAAAAGAAUAAUAAACCAUAAAACAUUUGUCCGUUGGUUUUACUGUUGUUGUGCCGUUGGAAAAUAUUAUAAAUAUCUUAUAGAACUCACACGAAUUUUAUUUUACGGGCCAUCGAUCUGAAUAGUUGUUCUAAUUUCUCAUUCACACUUUUGGCCUCGGCUGAAAACUGAGAAUUUAAAAAUAAACUAAAAAAAAUAAAAGGCGAUUUAUCACAA
Molecule: messenger RNA, 1435 nt
Organism: Adelges cooleyi (spruce gall adelgid)
Lineage: Eukaryota; Metazoa; Arthropoda; Insecta; Hemiptera; Adelgidae
Product: transmembrane protein 205
Exons: 4
Coding region: 112-1044 (310 amino acids)
Source: RefSeq, a predicted model, not a curated record